AUGGUGCUCAACGAACUUGGUCAGAAGAUCAGCCAAGCGCUGUCUAUGAUACAGAAUGCAGAAAGCAUCGACGAAAAGGUGCUGGAUGCAUGCCUGAAGGAAAUCGUGACAGCGCUGCUGCAAGCUGAUGUGAAUGUACGGCUCGUGGGGAAGCUACGAGACAAUGUGAAGACGCGCGCGAACAAUGCUGACAAGGGCGCUGGGCUGAACAAGCGCAAGAUCAUCGAGAAGGCGGUGGUGGAUGAGCUCUCCAGCAUGCUCAGCAGCGGCGUGGAUGAGAAGAAGCUGGUGGACCUGAAAAAGGGCCAGCCCAAUGUCAUCAUGUUUGUGGGCCUCCAGGGUGCUGGUAAGACGACAACGUGUACAAAGUACGGCGCGUAUUACAAGAAGAAGGGGUUCAAGCCUGCGCUAGUCUGUGCAGAUACCUUCAGGGCAGGUGCCUUCGACCAGCUCAAACAGAACGCCACAAAGAUGCAGAUCCCGUUCUAUGGGUCCUACACAGAGACGGACCCUGCAGUGAUCGCUGCCAAGGGAGUGGAGGAGUUCAAAAAGGCCAACCACGACCUCAUCAUCGUGGAUACGUCUGGGCGGCACAAGCAGGAGGACUCGCUGUUUGAGGAAAUGCGGCAGGUGUCAGUGAUGACAAAGCCUGACCUCAUCAUCUUUGUCAUGGACGGCAGCAUUGGGCAGGCUGCGGAGGACCAGGCCAAGGCCUUCAAGGACACUGUGGAGGUGGGAGCUGUGAUCCUGACAAAGAUGGAUGGGCAUGCCAAGGGAGGUGGGGCGCUAUCGGCGGUGGCGGCCACCAAGUCGCCCAUUGUGUUCAUCGGAACGGGAGAGCACAUGGAUGAGUUCGAGCGCUUUGAGCCCAAUGCCUUUGUCGGACGGCUGCUUGGCCGAGGCGACUGGCGCGGCUUCGUCGACAAGAUCUCGGAGGCGGUGCCGGAGGACGCGAUGAAGGAGGAGUUGAUGGACAGCCUGAGCAAGGGCAACUUCACAAUGCGCAUCCUGUACGAGCAGCUGGCAAACAUCCAGAAGAUGGGCCCUGUUGGCCAGGGCAAGGAGAAGGAGAGUGCGGCGCGCAUAAAGAUGUUCAUGACGAUAAUGGACAGCAUGACGGACAAGGAGCUGGAUUGCCCCAACCCCAAGGUGCUGCAGGAGCAAUCGCGAGUCAUGCGCGUCGCCCGCGGCGCCGGCUGCAACCCCUACUGCGUCCUCGAGCUGCUUGAGGAGUACAAGCGGAUACGGGCACUCAUAAUGGGUCCCGGCGGCAAGGGCAAGGGCUUCAUGCAGCAGAUGAGCAAGCAGAUGGGGAACAGCCGCGGCGCCAUGAACCCCCACAACAUGCAGAUGAACAUCCAGCAGAUGUCGCGCAUGCUGCCACCCCAGGUGCUGAAGCAGAUGGGAGGUGCUGGAGCGCUGCAGGGGCUGCUCAAGCAGAUGGAGGGCAUGAAGUGAUUUGUUGGGAAGAGUUGGCGUUGUGUAUGUACACAGUAGAACAAAACUGUAGCGAGCUGCUCUCAGAAGGAUAAGCUGGACCAAGUUCUUACAACACUCUGCGUUGGUGCCAAGCCCAAUAACAUCUGUAUGAAUGCAACGCCAUGUGCCUUUGGGUCGCAAGUGCUGUGGCUCAAGCGCAUGUGGGAUGUAAGGAAAUGAAUGUCUCAAGAAGUUACCAAUGUACAGAAUUAAGUCAUUCAUAUGUGAAUGCCUUCUUUAGGUCAGGCCCUCACAUCUAAUGCUGCAGAUCCUGAUGUCCACAGCGCACAGAUCAAUGAGCUCCUGGUGCCCCGUUGAAGCGACUGGCAGCUCCCUCACUGGACGACCGACGGUGCCUAAUACGGACACGCUCACAGUAGCGCUCAGCCAGCCACUCGCAGCUUCUGUGAACACCUCUGGUGCCCUGCUGCCCCACUAGGAUCCCUCCAUCGUAUCUUAAUCCCCCAAAAAUUCCCCUUCAAUCCACCAGCCGACUAGUAAGCAUCCUCUCACGGCGACGCAGGCUGGCUGACCAGCUGCAAAGUCUGCAGCUCGCGCAUCAGGCGGCGCUCCGCCACAAGCCCAAACGCCGGGGGUUCCUCCGGCAGGCUCCAAGCCACCGCCACCGGGCGGCCCGCGCGCUUGGCCAGCCGCUGCGCCAGGCUGGCGCUGCUUCCUUCGUUCGCUCCCCUGACCAGCGUCGCCACUGGCGGCAUUCCCCUUGCCGCGCCU
This is a messenger RNA of Coccomyxa subellipsoidea C-169, 2211 nucleotides long. Its product is annotated as 54-kd signal recognition particle specific protein. Gene Ontology annotation, biological process: SRP-dependent cotranslational protein targeting to membrane, translocation; SRP-dependent cotranslational protein targeting to membrane. The record is from RefSeq and is a predicted model, not a curated record. Gene Ontology annotation, molecular function: 7S RNA binding; GTP binding; ATP hydrolysis activity. The transcript has 10 exons. Lineage: Eukaryota; Viridiplantae; Chlorophyta; Trebouxiophyceae; Coccomyxaceae. Gene Ontology annotation, cellular component: cytosol; signal recognition particle, endoplasmic reticulum targeting. Bases 1 to 1458 code for a protein of 485 amino acids.